Molecule: messenger RNA, 7863 nt
Organism: Epinephelus fuscoguttatus (brown-marbled grouper)
Lineage: Eukaryota; Metazoa; Chordata; Actinopteri; Perciformes; Serranidae
Product: tetratricopeptide repeat protein 39B
Exons: 19
Coding region: 296-2038 (580 amino acids)
Molecular function (GO): protein binding
Source: RefSeq, a predicted model, not a curated record
UGAAACGUAGACGGUUUUUUCCCUCUUCACGGAAGAGAGCGGAGGAUCGGUGUCCAGAAACCUCCGCGACGGAGCGACGGACAGAGGAGGACGCACCGGAGCACAGCCCGACAGGAGGCGAUCCAUCCCGGGGACAAAGCAGGGAGAGCCGCAUCUGUUGCAGGAGGAAGAGGAGGAAGAGGAGGAAGAGGAGGAGGACUGCAGGACAGUGUGUGAGACAGAAAUGGGACUGAGGCUCUCCUGAGAGGAAGAGAAGAGCAGCGGACCUGAAGGAGAACAGUCACCGGGCUCCGACAUGGCCCACGUAGGCAACGGAGCGACCGCAGAGGAGGAGGACUGCUUUGAAGAUGCCUACGACCGAAUACCUGCGGCGUGUCAGAUGGACCUGCAGACCGCCAUCCAGGAGACUCAGUGUGCUCUCAAUCUGGUCCUCAACAACAAGUUCUCUGAAGCCCUGGACCUCCUCAAACCAUGGUGGAGGGACAGUAUGUACCAUGCGUUGGGUUACAGCAGCAUACUGGUGAUGCAGGCGACGAUGACCUUCGAACACAGGGACAUCCAGGCUGCCAUGGCAACCAUCAAGGAGGCGCUACAUACCUGUCAGAGGUUCAGGAAGAAGAACUCAGUAGUCGGAUCUCUGUCCAGUCUGAUCAGCAAGCAGUCCAACCUGCAGGAAGAGGAGAUGCACGCAGAGAUCUGCUACGCCGAGUGUCUGCUGCAGAAAGCCACGUUGACGUUUGUACAGGAUGAAAACAUGAUCAGUUUUAUUAAAGGAGGCAUCAAGAUUCGAACAAGCUACCAAAUCUACAAGGAUUGUCAGAAUGUGCUGAACGUCACUCAGGACCCGACCAGCCAGUCAGAUUCAUUCAAACAGUUUGAGGGCGGAGUCAGGCUGGGCAUUGGAUCCUUCAACCUGAUGUUAUCUCUCCUCCCUCAGAGGAUUCUGAGGUUGUUGGAGUUCAUCGGAUUCUCAGGAAACAGGGGGUUUGGUUUGUCUCAGCUGAGAGAGGGAGCCUCCAGCCACAGUCUGCGGUCGAUCCUCUGCGCUCUGACUCUGCUCUUCUACAACACAUACGUGUCACUGAUACUCGGAACUGGAGAGGGGAACCUGGUGGAGGCUGAAGCUCUGCUGGAGCCGUACCAACAAAAAUACCCCAAAGGCUCCAUCAUUCUCUUCUACUCAGCUCGUAUCUCCGCACUGCGAGGAAACUUCGAGAAGGCGCGGGCGAAGUACGAGGAGUGUAUCAGCAGCCAGCAGGAGUGGAAGCAGAUUCACCACCUGUGUUACUGGGAGCUGAUGUGGACUCACUCCUACCAGCAGGAGUGGCAGCAGGCGUACCACUACGCUGACCUGCUGUGUAAGGAGAGCCGCUGGUCCAAGGCUAUCUAUGUUUACCAGAAGGCGGCCAUCCUCAGUAUGAUGUCACAGGAGGAAGUGAAGAAGACAGGGGAGGACAUCAUGGAGCUCUUCAGGCAGGUGGAGGGGCUGAAACAGCGCCUGGCAGGGAAGUCGAUCCCGACGGAGAAAUUUGCAGUGAGGAAGUCCAGACGCUACAAAGCUGCUAACCCCGUCCCCCUGGUCAUCCCUGCACUGGAGAUGAUGUACGUUUGGAACGGUUUCACCAUCGUCGGAAAAAGAGCCGACAGCACCGAGGCCCUGCUGGUUACCAUAGAGAAGGCUGAAGAGCAGCUUCGCAAUGACCCCAAUCCGUCAGAGUUUCAUCCCGACGACAGCUGCCUGGUCCAGAUGUUGAAGGGACUCAGUCUCAAACACCUGGGCAGGUUAUUGCAGGCUGAGCUGUGCUUCACGCAGGUCCUGUCCAGUGAGAACCGUAUCAGAUACGAUCACUACCUGAUUCCCUUCACUCUCUAUGAGUUGGGUCUGCUGUAUAAACAACAGGGAGACUUCACCAAGGCCACCACGUACAUCGAAAAUGCCAAGAUGAACUACAAGGACUACUCCAUGGAGUCCAGACUGCACUUCAGGAUCCACGCGGCCCUCAACAGCCUCAAAGGAUCACCUGUCAGCACCCCAUAAUACUCUACGAUAACUCAGACGGCAGCUGGAAACAUCAGUGUAUGAAUCAUGAAUCCAGGGAUCUCCUCUCUCACUCAGCUGAAGUAAAGCGCCCCUCAGUGAAGAAGCUUGAAGGUGUCGGGCAUUCAUUGUCCACCAGGACUCUCCUCUCCUCAUUGCUAGCAGCCUUAUCUUCUAUUUAAAUGUUUCCUUAUUUAUUUUUUCACAGUGUGCAGACAGAUGAGAUUAUUUAAGCGCCUCCUCUCAAACAGGCUCGGGCUUCCCGUCAGCUAAUACACAGCUUUAAUUUGCAGACGCAGCGCCAUGGUUCAACGCCAAAUGUCAACUUAAUCAACACGCUAAGAGUUAAUGAUCCUUGAUCGUCCGUAAGGAGACGAUAAGACACGAGGAGCUUCACUCAGAGGGCUCGUUCACUCAGAGACGCUUCAGGAGACGACAGCUGCUCUUUGAUAUAAAAGCACAAGAUAGGAGGUUUUAGAAAAGACGCAGCAGGAUCGGCCGUCACACCGAGACGGGAAACUAGCAAGCGAGGAGAGAUCUGGUGAAACCAACCUGACAGAUGUUUAACUGAUCACUGUUCACCUCCUGCGGCUUCUGUCUGAACGAGCCCUAAAAUUAAAAACUGACAUCUAAACUACCAAACAAGUCAUGGCCUUAAACUGCUUCUGGUUUUGUAUGCGCUCAGUAAACUGUAUAUUUUUAGGACAGAAUCAAAAACACUGACAGAUGAGUGUGAGGAGCAGGAAGAGACGUGUGUGUGUAGGAACACACAGUGUAUAUAUGUAUAUAUAUAUAUAUAUAUAUAUAUAUAUAUAUAUAUAUAUACAUAUAUAUAUAUAUAUAUAUAUAUAUAUAUAUAUAUAUAUAUAUAUACAUAUACAUAUAUAUAUGCUUUAUUCUUUCUUUACUUUGCCUUUUUCUUUAUGAUUUUAUAAUAAUACAUCACACCACACGUGCACACAGACGUGCACACGCAAUCACAGCCUUCUCACCAACCGUGGCUUAUCCAAACACACACACAACAUGAUACACUCAUUCCAAGCUUGCACAUACUGGGCAAUACGCACAUUUAAAAGAGAAGCAAACAGCUGUAAACGCACACAUUUAGCAGCAAUAUGACUCCGUGCUGUUGGUCAGUGUGUCCGUGUGUGUCCAUGUUUGCACCGUCAGCUGUUUUAUUUCUGUCUCAUUCUUUGAGAGAGAUUUUCUUUGCCUCUGAUAAACGUUUGCACAACUCAAACUACACUCACUCCACAUUGACUCAACCUUCUGUUGACGGAAUACUGAACAUUCAUCUCAACAGUCGUCGUCGAGCUGCUGACGUCCAGACUGUGGGAGACGGAUGGCUUCAGGGAGAUGGCCUGUUUUUUGUUUUUUUAAGUUGUAUUUUAUUAUUUACGAUAAAUUCUAUAGAUCAACAACAAACAUGAAGAGCAGUUACUUUAGUGUCUGUUUAUGGACGUAGACAUUUUUAAAAAGCACAAUCAACACCGUGGAUACGGUUCACUUCUCAUUUGGUUUCACAUAGUUUGAUACUAUUUACUUUUACGUCAGCACAGUCUCACGAUGCGUGAAAUGGACACAAAGUUUUAAGAACGCAUUAAGUGGUGGUGGGCAGGAAAUGUGAAUAUCACGUGCUGGCAACAUGAGAACGAUGUCAGUGUGAGUUCUUUUACGAAUGAAGAAAACACUUGGUUAGAUUUAGGGAACAAAAAAUACUUUGUUUUGUUUAGUUUAGAAAAAAAGAUCAUUUCAGUUAAAAUAACUACGUACAGGAUGUAAGUGACAUAAACGUGUGUAUUUUGCAUAGUUACCAAUGAUUAUACUUUACAAAGAUAGACGACACGUCUUCACUUCCUCCCAGGGUAUAAAACAUAAUCCAAAAUAUUCCAGAUAUGGCUGCAGCCAUCUGACGUCAUUUGGAGCCAGAAUCGGCACGGUGGUGUCAAGUCAUCGCCGUCCAGCCAACACCGACUGGCACAGGCAGCUGUAGGGCUGAGCAAUAUGGAGAAAAUCAAAUAUCAUGAUAUGUUUAACCAAACACCUCGAUAUCAAUAUGGCAACAACAUUGUAGGGUUGACUGUUGGUGCUCUGACCAAAUAUUUAAACAAUGAGAUUUUAAUAGAGAUAAAUAACCAUCAGUAAUAUGGAUGCAAUGACUGAGUCAGUAAAGGCAGAUAAUAGAACGGCUACAACAGUUUGAUGAGUUCAGAAAAUUACAUCACUUUACUUAAAUGGAGCCUUGCCACAUUUAAAAAGACAUCUCGUGAUAUACUAUCAAUAUGUUGCCCAGUUGAUGAUCAGUUAUAACAUCAGACCUCCUCUUUAUACCAUCAAAUAACUCAAAACAUCAGUGUGAUAAGAAUUAUGUUUUGAUCCUUUAGUUUGGCUCAUGUCCCGUCCACUAACACGGAGGGAGCAGGGUUUAUGACCUGUACUGCAGCCAGCCACCAGGGGGCGAUCCAGAUAUUUUGGCUUCACUUUUGGGGAGCUGUCAUGUCGUUCAUCUUUAUAAACAGCCUGUUUUAGUUACAUAAAGUACUCACGUACACUUUACAUAAUUACGUAAAGUCCGUAAAGUUAUGUAAUGUUGACUUUUGGUUUCACACAGGACACGAGCAGAAGUCUCCUGGGUGAAAGUCCAUGUUUGUGUGACCCAUCCACCACACUGCCCACUCACCCUGCGCCGACUGUCCCAUUUUUUCCAUUUGACUUUUUCCACGUGACUCCAACACGUUAGGCGCCCACCACCAGGUUAUGCAUUAUUAAGACUUUGUUUCCAUUAAAAGUCUUUCUAUGAGACUGUGUUGGUUACAUACAUGAUAUAUUACCUCAAUAAAUAUUUAGUGUAUGUCAGACUCAAACGGUACGUUAGUUUAUAGCAGCUGGAUUUGUGGCUUUGAAAGAUGAAAAUGCUUUUAUCUCCAAAAAGGCAGAACAAGUUUCCCCUUUAAACAUUAAAUAUUGAACUCAGUACAUCAGAUAAAACAGUGUCACAUUGAUUGGAGGAGUUUUGUCAGUCAGUCCCAAACAGCAGCAGAGUUCUCUUAAUUUCAUCUUUGCUCUAUUUCAAACAUCCGGAGCAAAGGACGCACUUGUCCUUGGAGUUGUGUCCAACUUGAAUCAAUGAGUGGUAACAAUUAGCCUUCUCCCUAUAACGAAUGUAUCAACCGAAAGACCAAAUUACAUACGUGUGUCUUGCUGUACAUGUCUUUUGUUUUUCACGUGUACUUUGUGCCUGUUGGGGUGUGAUCUUUCUUUGUGUGUUUGUGUGAUCUGAAACUUCCGAACAACUGAAUUCGCCAAGUACAGAAAACAUUCAUUUGUGGUAAAGUAGAUAAAAGACCGGAGUCGUCCGUCUGAAAGAGAUGUGGCAAUAAAUGUGUUGACGUCCCAGUAGUGCCCCAUACUGCAGGACGAUGCUCGAUCAACUGCUAAUGCUAGAAAACUGCCGGUGGCUAACGCUGCUAGUUAAACAAGGUUUUGAACAAAAUUUGACUCAGUGAAUAUUUUAGAUAACGCACCAACCAUUCACGUCAUCGGUUUGCUAUUACGUGAUUGAUUUAACAAGCUGUGGCAUCUUAGCAUCGCACCCUUAGCUUGUGCUACAGUAUUAGCAUGUUGCCUGCAAAAUAAUAUGCUAAUAUAUUGUGCCUACUAGCAUAGAAUAUUUUAAAAUGUUAGCAUUAGCUCUUGACGUGUUUGCUACAUGUGUGCAUAAUGCUAGCUCAUGUGUUAUCAUUACAUUCGAGUCACAGAGCUAACGUCUGUUUUUCUGGAGGACAGAUCUCUUUCAUUUAAUGACCCUUAGCACAGGUUCAAAGGUGUGUCCAAAUCCUCAAGGAAGUAAGAAAAAUAUUCUGCUCACUGUGCGAUAAUAAAGAUUAUUAACCUCUCGUUAUCCAAACAAAGAUGGUAGCUGGAAGUCCUUGCUUAUUUUUACACAUUAUUGUGUAUUAAAAAAAUUAAAGAAAUUGCAACCCAGAAUAAAUGUUGGCUUUACCCCAAAAACACUCACUGGUCUCAAGUCCCGGUUUUACAAAACUAACGCUACACUCCUGCUUUAAGACAAACCAUAUCACCAGAAAUUUUUUUUCCUCAUUUUACGUUUCUGUAAACCACAAAUUUGUUACAUUGUGGUGAGGUUUAGGCACAAAAACAACUCGGUUAUGAUGUGGAAAAGAUCAUGUUUUGGCUUAAACCACUCAAGUGUGGUGGCACAACAGUCACUGGAAAAGCAGGGACAGGGCGGUAAAAAUACACCCGGGUUCAGUGGCUCAGACCCUGCUGGGAAAUGCUGCAAAUAGUUGGUAAAAACAACCGGGACAGGUGGCUCAAACACCCCUGAGAAAUGCUGCAAAUGCUCGGUACUAACACCUGGGACAGGUGGCUCAAACGCUACAAACAGUCAGUAAAACACCCGGGAUCAGUGGCUUAAACAUCCCUGAGGAAUACUGCAAAUGGUCAGUGAAUUCACCCAGGGUAGAUCAGGCUCAAACGCCACCAAUAGUCUAAGAACACACAGGACAGGUGGCUUAAACGGUGCUAAGAAAUGCCACGAAGGGUGGGUGGGAACCAGUGGGAUUGGUAGCUCAAACGCCGCGGAGAAAUGUUAUGAAUAGUCGAUGGAAAACACUGAGAUUCAGUGGCUCAAACGCUGCAGAGAAACUCUGGAAAUAGUCAGUAAAAACACCCGAGACAGGCAGCUCAAACACCACAAAUAGUCGGUAAACACAGUCUGGAUCAGUGGCUUAAUCGCUGUUGAGAAAUGCUGCUAAUACUCGAUAAAAACAAUCAGGACAGGUGCUGCAAAUGGUCAGUAAAAACACCCGGGAUCAGUGGCUUAAAUGCUGCCAAGAAACGCCAUGAAGGGUGGGUGAAAAACAAGCAGGAUCUGUGACUCAAAUGCUGCCGAGAGAUGGCACAAACAGCACAAACAGACCGGCUUCUAUGGCUAAAACGCGGCUAAAAAACGGCACCAACGAUCGAUGAAAAACACCUUUUGUCUGCAGCUAAAACUUCGCCUCAAAGGGUCGGUCGAAACACCGAGGCUCGGUGGCUCAAAUGCUGCUGGCAAACUGAAACUGACUGCAUGGAGUGUUUGUAUUUUCUGCCAAACAACGCAAGGAAUUUUCAGACUAACCAGGCUACGUAAAUUUGGGCUGUCCAAACGUCACUUUAGGGACGUUGAUUGGAUUUCGUACAAAACAUACAAAUGUGAUGUAUCCAUGGCAACCCUUUCUUCUGGUGACAGGGCUGUAAAGAAAGGAGAGUAGCAUUAUUGUAGCUGCCUCUAAAACUUCUACAUUUUCCUCCACGUCAUACGAAUCAGACGAGGUAAAGAUUCUUUGACUUCUGGCUGAUGUCUUUGUUGGACGAAGACGUAGAGUCGUAAUUUAAUAAAUCUGAUAAACAGCGGACGGAAUAUUUUGGAUCCAGAUAGUCUGACAGAUAGUGUUUUUAAAUGACCCUCAAGGAUUUGUCCUCCAGGUGUGACCGAUCCACUUUAAAGAUUUCAUCAUCGUCACUCUAAAGAUUUAAAGUUUUGGAUGUUUUGGUGUCUUUUGUCACGGCCUUUCUCUGUGGAAGGCUUUGGUUCAGCUGUUCAUGUCGGUGCCUCUGUGCGUCUCUGUUAAACUGUAUGAACUCUCUUUUCUGUAUGAUAUGCAUUGCAUGUUUUUCUUUAUUAUGUUUAAUCUUUAUUUUCUAAUAUAAGACAUGACUGUAUGUGCUUUAUGGCAGGAAGUGAUAUGACCCUAUAUUACAGGCUUUAUGGUUCCAGGUGGUGAUCGACAUGGUGCAAUAAACUGAAAACAGAAGGAUAA